CUGCUGGGACCGGUGCUGCGCGGCGUGGCCGUCGCCGCCGGCCGGCUGCGCCCGUACGCCGUGGCCGCCGCCUGGACGGUCUACGAGUUCCUGAAGUCCGGCGGCUUCCUGGGCUUUCCCUGGGGGCUGGCCGCCUAUCCGGUGAACACGGUCACCCCCCUGAUCCAGUUCACCGCGCUGACCGGUGUGUGGGGGCUGUCGCUGCUGAUGGCGCUGGUCAACGCCGCGGUCGCCGAGGGUGUGCAGCGGCCGUGGCGGCGGCAGCCGGUAGGCGCCUACCUCAUGGUCGCGGCGCUGGCGAUCGGCGCGCUGGGCUACGGGUUCCUGCGGCUCGGCACGGCGGAGGCUCGGGCGCCUGUAUCAGGACCGGCCACGCGGAUCGACGUGGCACUGAUACAGCACCACCACGAUCCAUGGCCCGAGGCAGACCCCAUUGCACGUCACCAAGCCAUCAGCGACAGCCUCCGCACCCUGAUGCGGCUUACGCGCCGGGUGCUCGACGAGGGCGAUCCCGACCUGGUCGUCUGGAGCGAGACAGCCCUGGUCUACCAACCGGUCGGCCACUCCGACGCCGAGUACUAUGAUCUCAUCCCGGACGGCGAUCCUCUGGCGCCGUUUCUGCGCGCACUGAAUGCUCACCUGAUCACCGGCGCCCCAUACGAAGUCGAUCCCGCUGCCUUCGAGUACAGCAACGCCUCCUUCCUGAUCAGCCCAGGAGCGAACGGGUUCGACCACUACCGCAAGCAGCAACUCGUGCCGUUCGCGGAGGCGGUGCCGUUCUGGGAGGUCGACUUCACCGUGUCGUCGGAGACCCAGCACCUGGUGGCGGCGCGCUUCCGAUCGGUGGAGACCGCGCGGCCGUUGCUGCGUGCGACCAACGGCGGCAUUACCGCAGCCCUGGACGUGUACGGCCGGCCGAUGCCCGGAUCGGUGCUGCCGCCGUUCACGGCGGACGCCGCCCUGGUCACGCUGUACCUGCCGGCCACGCCGGCCAUGACGCCGUAUGUCGCGUUCGGCGAUUACCUGCCCGUCGCCCUGAUCAUUGCGCUGAUCGUUCUGCUAGGCCGACAUGCAGCCAGUAGCGGCCGCCGCCGGCGAUCACCGAGCACGGCACGCCGAACAGCCGUGACAGAUUCGCCUCGGUGA
This is a messenger RNA of Geodia barretti, 1146 nucleotides long. NCBI's taxonomy places the organism in Eukaryota, Metazoa, Porifera, Demospongiae, Tetractinellida, Geodiidae. The record is from the annotation of a GenBank genome assembly.